Closterium sp. NIES-67 is the source of this 4707-nucleotide messenger RNA. The record is from the annotation of a GenBank genome assembly. Lineage: Eukaryota; Viridiplantae; Streptophyta; Zygnematophyceae; Desmidiales; Closteriaceae.
UUUUUUUUUGCGGUCAGCCCCAACGGGGCGCACGGUGCUGCACGAGGCGGUGGUGGCAGGCAGUGUGGACGCCGCUGCUGUGCUGCUGGAGUGGGGCGCCGACCCCGACGGGGGCUCCGCCAACCAGCAGGAGGGAUUUUCCCCGCCGUUGCUGUGGGCGGUGCAGGCGGGCAGCGAGGAGUUGGUGCGGCUGCUGCUGACCAACGGGGCGGACAUCAACGCCACCGACGCCACGCGCUGCUCCGCGCUGCACUACGCCUGCAGCACUGGCCACAGGGGCAUAAUAAAGCUGCUGCUGGUGGCGGGCGCCAACAUGUAUGCGCGCAACCGCGACGGGCUGGUGGCGCAGCAGCUGACGUCGUCGGAGCGCAUCCGCGCGCUCUUCCGCAAGCUGCAUGAGUACCACCUCAGGAGCGCGGGGGGAGGGGGAGUGCCGGGCGAUGAAGGUGCGCACGCGGAGCACACGGGCAGCAGCAGCGGGGGCAGUGGCGCGGUGGUGGGCGGGGGGGCCUUCAGUGGGCUGGCGUUUGACGGCCAUGAUGGCGGGCGCUCGCUGGACCCCGCCUCCCUGGCGGACACGGGGUGCAGUGCGGACGAGAGGCUGGGAGGGGACGGGGUGUGGGAGGAGAGGAGGGACGCGAGGAGGGGGGGAGGUGCGCGGGCGGGCGCGGAUGCCUUUCCCCUGUCUGCGUCGCUGGCCGCCCCGCCGUCGCGCGCCGACUGGCUGCUGGACAAGAACCGCACCAUGAGCUUCCAGAGCCCCUCGCGCGACCCGCGCCCCUCGCACCUGUCGCCCUCUGCGUCCAUCUCGCCCCUGGCGGCGCACCCCACCUCCCUGCCCGCGCGCUCCAUGUCCUUCCGCAGCCCCUCGCGCCCCCACCUGCAUGGGCCGCACCUCGCCCCCGCGCCCUCCGGCCUGUCCGGCGCGCCCCAGGGCGUGCCGGCGCGCAGCAUGAGCUUCCGCAGCCCCACACGCCCCCACGUGCUGCCGGGCCAGCGCUCGCGCAGCCCCAACCCGGGCGACAGCCACGAGCACCUCUUCACUGACGCAUGGGACAGCGGCCGCAGCCAGCCCGCACACCAUGCAUCCCCUGCCGCCGCCGCCGCCAUCUUCCCCUCCUCCGGCUCCGCUGGCUCCCACGGCAGUCACAGCACGGAGGGGGAGGGUGCUGGUGGCAGGACGGUGGGUGCAGGCGGUGUGGGGGUGGUGGGCACGGUGAGGGGAGGAGCGGCUGGCGCGGCAGCAAGGAGGGUGGGCGGCAGCAUGAUGGGGCGCGUGCUGGACUCCGCGGCUGACAGCCUCAUGGCGGCCGGAGCGGCAGCGGCCAAGCGACAGACGCACGGCAGGGAGCGGCGGCGGGAAGAAGAGCCCUCCAAGCAGCGGGCGGCAGGGCGGGUUGCAGCAGCGAGGGGCGGGAGACGAGCAGUCAAGUCAGAGGGGUGUGUUGAGAGCAAGGAGGGACAGGGGGAACGGAGUAUGAAGGAGAGGGAGGGAAGUGGAAAGGAUGUUGGGGGAAGUGCGAAGGAGAGAGGGGGGAGUGGGAGAGAAGGGCAGGGCAGUGGCGGGGGCAGUGCAGCUGUUGAUGGUAGGGACGGGUCGUUGGCUGAUUCCUCUCACUCGGAGAGCGACCGAGGGGAGCAGAGGGCGAGGGAUGGGGGCAGGCGGUUGGUGAGGCGGGGCACGUCACAGGAGGAGAGGGCGAAGAAGGGCGGGAAGGCAGGGGCAGCAGGCACUAGGCUGGGGGCAGGGGAGCCUGCUGCUGUGGCAGGUGGUGGUGGUGGUGGUGGGAGGGGAGGGCAGGGCCCAGGUGGAGCGAGGCGAGCGGGCAGCAGUGAGGUGGUGGAGGAGGGGUCAGGUGGAGAGGGCAAGGGCGGGGCAGGCGAGGGCAGAGGCGGCACGGAUGGCAGAGCAGUGCCAGACUCCGGCCCGCGCUCCCCCCUGCACGCCCCCUCGCCCCUGACCUCCCCCUCUGCCUUGUCGCCGCCCUCCUCUCAGCUGCGCAGGCAGGCACUGGAAGGCCGCAGCAGGCAGGGCAGUGGGGGUGAGGGGGCGGGCCGACAGGGGCAGCAGGGGAGGCAGGUGCAGGGGGAGGGGGGCCGGCAGCAGCAGCAGGGGAGGGAGGCGAGGGAGGGUCGGGAGGGGGGCGACUGGCCGUCAAGUGACACGGAGGUGUCGCUGCGAGUGCGGCAGCAGCGAAGACCUGGGCUCGGCCUCUCCAGGCCGGGUGUCUCCGCCCCCUCCGCGUCCCCUCCCCCUGACUCCGCUGCCGCAUCCCGUCACGCCCGCGUUCACGGCAGCAGCAGCAGGGGCGUGGUGGGUGGUGGUGGGUCGGAGGAGAGGGCAGCAGGGGGGGCUGGGGGAGGGGGCGCGCAGCGCUGCGGCGGCAGGGAGGUGGUGACGGACGACGAGAGCAUGCGCGCCAGCAGAGGUCCUCGCCCCGUGCCAUCGUCACUCAGACGCCUGGGCUCCGGUGUGCCGGGGGGUGCGGGCGCCGCCGCAGGGAGGCAAGACACAGCCUCAGACACACCAGCAGCAGCGCCGUCAGUGGCGGCAGGGGCAACAGCGAGGGGCAAAGGGGAGCGGCCUGGCAGCUCAGGGGGACGAGUGGAGAGGCCGGGAAGUUCAGGGGGCAAGGGAGAGAGGCCGGGCAGCUCAGGUAGUGCUGCUCCCAGCGCUCCUAGUGUGGCAGCGACUGGUGCUGGGGCUACCGGGGUUGGCGGUGGUGGAAGUAGUGGCGGCGCUGCUGCUCCUGCUGCUGCUGCUGCUGCUGCUGCUGCUGCUGCUGCCAAGUCAGCAGCCAGUGACGGCAGUGACACGGCCGCUGCCCAGCCCUUGCGUGUGCGCAAGUCCGUCAAGUUUGCCCUCCCUGCAGCUGGCAGCACCAAGGGUGCUGACACCAGCACGACAAUGGGUGAGAAUAGUCCUGUGGCAGGCGAGGAGAGCGUGGGUACGAGGAGUGAUGAAGCUAGGGGUGCGAGCAAUGGGGGGGGCACUGAUGGUGAGAGGGGUAGGGUCGAGGAGGAAGGGAGGGAGGCAGUGGUAGAGGGGGAGAGGGAGAGUGGAGGAGCGGCAGAGAAGAAGGUGUGUGCACGGCCGCCACUCUCCCCCAAGCUCGCAGUCACGAGGGAAGGCGCAGAUGCGGGGCCAGGGCCAGGAGAAGCAGGAGACGCGGCACACACCAGUCAAGCAGACGGAGUUGGUGCUUCACCUGCCAUCGCGCCCCACAGCGCAACGCCCUCUGCCUCCCCCAAGACCGUUGAUCCCACUUCCCCAACUACCGUCUCCCCCAACACCCCAUCUCCGACCACCCCCCCCACCCCCCCACCACAUCUCCUGCCACGCCUGUUAUUGCGCCUGCUGCUGGUGGUGAGGACGCGGCAUGUGGCGCCUCCGCAUCGUUCAAAUGGAAGAAGGGCGAGAUGCUGGGCGAAGGCGCAUAUGGCAAGGAUGUCUGCGACCAUCCUCGCUGUGUGGCUGGCGGUGUUCCUGGGGCUGAACGAGAUGACGGGCGAGUUGAUGGCGGUGAAGGAGAUCAAGCUCACCAGCGCGGGCGAUGAGAAGGCCAUGCUGAUCGCGGCGUUGGAGCGUGAGAUCGUGCUGUACAAGCAGAUGCGCCACAAGCACAUCGUGGGGUACAUCGACAUGGAGAAGGACGCCAAGGACGGCUCCAUCUACAUCUUCCUCGAAUUCGUCUCAGGCGGCUCCAUCCACAGCAUGUUGGAGAAGUUUGGGGCGUUCAGCGAGUCGCUGGUGCGCGUGUACACGCGGCAGCUGCUGCUGGGGCUGGAGUAUUUGCACGCGUGCCGCAUCGUGCACCGCGACAUAAAGGGCGGCAACGUCCUCGUCGACCGCGACGGCGUCGUCAAGCUCGCCGACUUCGGCGCCUCCAAGAGCUUCCACGAGGGCACGGUGGGCGAGGGGUGCAAGAGCAUCCGUGGGUCGGUGUUCUGGAUGGCGCCCGAGGUCAUCAAGGGCGAGGGCUACGGCAGGCGCGCCGACAUCUGGAGCGUUGGGUGCACCGUCAUCGAGAUGCUGACAGGGCGGCACCCGUGCCGGGCAUGGACAACACGUGGAGCGCCAUCUUCCACAUCGCCAAGACCACCACGGGGCCACCCAUCCCCGAGGCCGCGUCGGAGGAGGCCAGGGACUUCCUCACCGCCUGCUUCCAGCUCGACCCCAACCAGCGCCCCUCCGCCUCCGAUCUCCUGACCCUCCCAUUUGUGCAGGUGCCUGACACGCCAAGAGACGCCCGCUUCGCUGCCUUCAUACCCUAGCACAUGCCUCUGGCCUCCUCGGCUCCUUGCCGCGUGUCACUGCUUGCUGCGCCAGCUGCAAGGCACCUACGCUGACCUGGCCACUCACCUGACUUCGUAUCUACAUGCCUCCCCUCCUUUCCGCUGAGGGCGGACUGCUGCCGUCACUAACACCUUAGAUCCAUUUGGCAGCAAAGAAGAUGUUGGGCAAACGAGCACCUUGUGGUUUAUUCAAUGUUAAUUGGCAUGCAUGCAUGGAGUCAUUGGCAUGCGUGCAUGGGUCAUGUUAAUCCGGCUGCUUCCCAUGCUAGGAGUUGCACUGCAUGAAAUAUGGUCGACCUUCCCUGAAUUGUGAUGUCUGCUUAGGGCGUACCGUAUCCACCCGGAUAUGCGCCCCCCCAGGGGAUGGGACCCUGAGUCCUUUAUUCAGCGCAUGGGGCUUAUGCACCUUAU